This is a messenger RNA of Alosa sapidissima (American shad), 2533 nucleotides long. It is a transcript of the gene calhm3, whose product is annotated as calcium homeostasis modulator 3. The record is from RefSeq and is a predicted model, not a curated record. Gene Ontology annotation, molecular function: monoatomic cation channel activity. The transcript is spliced from 3 exons. NCBI's taxonomy places the organism in Eukaryota, Metazoa, Chordata, Actinopteri, Clupeiformes, Clupeidae. The coding region runs from base 528 to 1529 and encodes 333 amino acids.
UGAUGUUUAGGCCAAUAACCAAAGGAACAAAGUUUGCAUUGAAUCUGUUCAGUCCAGGAACUGAGGUUACAAGGGUGCGGUGGAGGAUGCAUCACAGGUGCGCAGCCAAUCGAGCGUUCGCUCAGGAUCUGAUGAACGAAUGUAGGAAUUCCAUUUGGAAUCAAACGAGUGCAAAAUUUAGACUGUGAUGAGUUAUUUGAUUUGGACACCCGAGUAAUUUAUUUAAUCUAACUGUUUUCGGCUGUUGUGUGAAAUCGGAACUUGGCAAAUGAGCAGCCUUUCACGUCUUUCCAUCCGUGGCGUUCUCUCCAUAUAGACUGGAGAACGAACGCAGGGAUUCCGUGUGAAUUAGACAACAAUCCAAAAAUCAGAUUGCUUUCGUGAUUUGGUUUGGCUGAUAUUGACGUUGGUUUGAGGGAUUAGACUAGUUUGCAGUUUUCGGCUGUUGUGGGAGAUUCUAGGCGAAAGAAACCACACCUCCACAAAUAAACAGUUCUGGCCGUUUUACUUUUCAAUUCUGCGAAAUUAUGGAGCGUCUUAAAUUAGUUCUGCAAUACUUUCAGUCCAACUCUGAGUCAAUAUCUAACGGAAUCUGUGCUAUUUUGGCACUUAUCAGUGUAAAACUUUAUACGAGUUUUGAUUUUAACUGUCCGUGCAUGCCUCAAUAUAACAAAUUAUACGGACUAGGAGUCAUGUUCGUACCCCCGCUCAUACUUUUCCUACUGGGAGUGCUAAUCAACCGACACACGGGUGUUAUGAUGGAAGAAUGGCUAAGACCCAUAGGGAAACGAUCCAAAAAUCCUGCUGUGAUCAAACAUUUGUUUUCAGCCAUGAUCCAGAGGAGCCUUCUGGCCCCCAUGGUGUGGAUCCUGGUGACCCUUCUGGAUGGGAAAUGCUUUGUGUGUGCGUUCAGCAUGAACGUGGAUCCAGAGUACUUCAGUGGCAUUCCGAACAACACAGGGCUAGAGAUAACCAGGAUCCUGGCAAAAGUGCCCUGCAAGGAGGACGCCAUCUUCCAAAACACCACCUUCCGCAAGGCCGUGUCACGUUAUGUCCGCUGCUAUUCUCAGGCAAUAGGCUGGUCCAUUCUGCUGUUCCUGAUUCUGUUGGGUGCAGUGGGUCGCGUCGUCAAGCCCUGCUUCAACCAUGCCGGCUUUCUGCAGACGCGAUACUGGAGCAACUACCUGGACAUCGAGCAGAAGCUGUUUGACGAGACCUGCGUCCUGCAUGCACGUGACUUCGCCCGCAAGUGUGUUGUGCAGUUCUUCGAAGGCAGGCGUGAUGACUCCGUACUGCGUUUGCCACUGGCCCGCGCCCUCAUCACCCGCCCCUGCCGACGGGAUGAGUUUGAUGAAGAGGACGAGGAGGAGCGCCUCCACGGCAUCACCCGUCAGGACCAGGUGGACCACCUGCUGCACGCUUGGUACCAGAGUAAGCCUGAGCUGGACGUGACUAAGAUGGCGUACAGACCCAGAGCCUGUAUCACCUGGGAAGAUGACCAGGGACGGGCAGUCUUCUCGGAUGUAUAGGAACGAAUGGGCUUGAAACUGGUUGAAGUUUGUGGAUAUCAUAUGGUGGUUUCCUUCAGUCAUUUCAUGAAGCUACUUCCACUUCAACUGACAGCCCAAGUCUUGAGAACAUAAAAGACUUGAGUUUGCAUCCUAGAGAUCACACAGACCGCAAAAGACUUUGUGACUUUGUCCUAUGAUAAAUCUACUAGUAGGUAGAUUGUGAGUAGGUGCCUGUAUUCUUUCAUCACCUUUAUGGACAGGACCAAAGGAAAGUGAAGGCUUUACAUCUAGGAACAUAGAGGUAGACAUAUACCGAUAGAUAAAUAUAUAUUAAAAUUGAAUAAUGAGUGGCUGGGUGUGACUGGGGUUGAGGUUAUGGUGUCAAAUUGUAUUAGGCUGCUCUUGCUGAGUCAUUUGAGGUGGCUCAGAUUUACUUUGUUUGAAUUUGCAUGUGUUGCCUCCACAGGCCAUGACCUUGAAUAGGGAUGCAAACAACAGGGGAGUGUCUCUCUGUUCAUCUUGAAAUGAACAGAGCAACGUGACUGCACGGCCAGCCACUUCUAUGAGAUUUUGUGGGAGAAUAAAAAGACUUAAAAAUUCCCCAUUGACUUAACAUUAGAUUAUGACAUCACAAUAGAGCAAUUAGAAUCUUCUAUGAGAUUUUGUGGGAGAAUAAAAAGACUUAAAAAUUCGGAACAGACACAUUCCAGUAGAGACAUCACCCUAGUCCCAUGUCUGUAGAGGCUAGACUUCAAGAUGAGAUGAAGGAAUGUAAAGCAGAAGUUGUAGAUAUCCUUUUUGAAAAGGUUGUCAUAUAAUGUCUCAUUCAUAACCUAUUCAACGUGUACAAAUGCACCGAAAACCACUAUAAAUAAACAGAUGUUCUUUUGUUCAAAGGCUUGGUCUGAAUAAUAGAAGUUCAGCAGGCCUUACUCAGACUGUCCUCUGAAAGGGCCGUAUGAUCUAAAACAUUUAUAAUCUAAAUAUUUAGACCAGUCUCCUAUUCAGAAGAGCAUUCAUAA